GUUUCCACGAAGUUGGAAAUCGUGACUUUUCAUUUUUAUUUUGUAUUAAAAAUUUGCCGAUCUAAGUAUUUAUUACGAAAAUAUACAGUAAAAUACUAAAAUGCCAAAAGUCCCAGUGAAAGUGAAAUGGGGCAAGGAGAUAUACCCAGACGUCGAAGUGAACACCGACGAUGAGCCGGUUCUGUUCAAAGCGCAAAUCUUCGCGCUGACCGGUGUCCAGCCUGAGAGACAGAAGGUCGUCUGCAAAGGAAUCACACUAAAAGAUGAAUCAUGGGAUAACUUUAAGUUAACAAAAAAUGCCUUGGUCAUGGUGAUGGGCAGCAAAGAGGAGGAUGUGCCAACAGCACCGGUAGAGCAGACACGGUUUGUGGAAGACAUGAAUGAGUCUGAGCUCGCUACUGUGCUCGACCUUCCCGAAGGACUGAUUAAUUUAGGAAACACUUGCUACAUGAACGCCACUGUCCAAUGUUUGAGGACAGUCCCAGAGUUAAGGAAUGCACUGCUUAAUUAUGAUCAAUCGUCCGGCGGCGGCACAGCGGGCGCGUUGACCGGAGCCCUAUCUGCCACGGUGCGCGCGCUAGACGGGGGCGGCGCGGGCGCGUGCGCGGCGGCUGCGGCCCGCUUGUUACACGCGUUACACGCUGCGGCCCCGCGCCUCGCCGAGCGGGUGCAGGGGCAGUUGCAGCAGCAGGACGCGAGCGAGUGCUGGGCCGAGAUCGUGAGGGCGCUGCAGGCGAGGCUGCCCGCUGCACCUGAACACCCCAACAAACCCCUGGUGGAGCAGUAUUUUGGUGGAACUCUGGAGGUGGAGCUGGUGUGCGGAGAGGCGGAUGAGCCCCCCACCAAGACAACAGAGUCAUUCCUGCAGCUGUCUUGCUUCAUCUCGCAGGACGUCAAAUACCUGCAGUCAGGACUUAAAUCUAAAAUGUCGGAGCAGAUAACAAAGAUGUCACAAACAUUGGGAAGGGAUGCGGUUUACACAAAAACGAGUAAGGUCAGUCGUCUACCCGCGUACCUCACAGUACAGUUCGUGCGGUUCUACUACAAGGAGCGGGAGGCGAUCAACGCCAAGAUCCUCAAGGACGUGAAAUUCCCUCUCGACCUCGAUGUGUAUGACCUCUGCUCGUCGGAGCUGCAGGAGCGGCUGGCGCCCAUGAGAGCUAAGUUCAAGGAAUUGGACGACAAAAAAGUGGAGACAUCGUUGACGACGGUUGGCCGCGGUGACACAAACUCCGUCGCGAGGAAGAAAGUUCUGCCAUACUGGUUCGAAGAUGACGUGGGCAGCAACAACAGCGGACUGUACCGGCUGCAGGCGGUCCUCACGCACCGCGGCCGCUCCUCGUCCUCCGGCCACUACGUCGCGUGGGUCGCGCGCGGUAGCGGCUGGCUGCGCUGCGACGACGACGCCGUCACGCCCGUCUCCGCCGACGACGUGCUCAAGCUCAGCGGCGGCGGUGACUGGCACUGCGCAUACCUGCUGCUGUACGGACCCCGGAUCCUGGAGCUGCCUGUGGAGGACGAGCCCAUGGUCACCGACGUCACAGAAGACCCCUCAGGGGAGCCCCCAACCGCGCUAGCGUAGACAACAGAACAGCUGGUCCAAAAUGGCGGCUUUGAGUGUAUCGUACAAUGUUUUGUAAGUUCCUUCCUCUUCUUUAUUAUGGCUGUAUCCAUAGAACUGACGUUUGUAAAAUUUCAGUUCUAUGUAAAGUGAAGUGUCGCGUCGUCGUGUCGCUGCCGCGUAGUGUCGCAUACUGCGGUCUCACCUAAAUGUGUAAACAAUUUAUUUAAUUUGUAGAAAACUGUCAAAAUUGACGUUUCAUAUUUUAUCCAACAUGUGGCCGAUUUAGGACAUCUAAAAUGAUACAACAUAAAACACUCAGAGUGGCCAUUUUAGAUUUGCAGCACCUUGAUUCUACUAUUUUAUGGAACUUGCAGCUUCGUGCGUUAUUCGUAUAUGUAUAUUGUAUAAUUUAGUAGAAUUGAGUUAUAGAAGAAAGAGGCGAGGCUAGGACGCCGUGUGACGUCGCAGUACAAUAAAGCUGAUAUUUAUCGU
Messenger RNA from Aricia agestis (brown argus), 2056 nucleotides. It is a transcript of the gene Usp14, whose product is annotated as ubiquitin carboxyl-terminal hydrolase 14. Bases 101 to 1582 code for a protein of 493 amino acids. The transcript is spliced from 11 exons. The record is from RefSeq and is a predicted model, not a curated record. Gene Ontology annotation, molecular function: cysteine-type deubiquitinase activity; proteasome binding; protein binding. Lineage: Eukaryota; Metazoa; Arthropoda; Insecta; Lepidoptera; Lycaenidae. Gene Ontology annotation, biological process: protein deubiquitination; proteasome-mediated ubiquitin-dependent protein catabolic process; regulation of proteasomal protein catabolic process.